Messenger RNA from Topomyia yanbarensis, 922 nucleotides. RefSeq names its product protein archease-like (gene Archease). Gene Ontology annotation, biological process: tRNA splicing, via endonucleolytic cleavage and ligation. The transcript has 5 exons. The record is from RefSeq and is a predicted model, not a curated record. Gene Ontology annotation, cellular component: tRNA-splicing ligase complex. Bases 166 to 639 code for a protein of 157 amino acids. Lineage: Eukaryota; Metazoa; Arthropoda; Insecta; Diptera; Culicidae.
UAUCGAGUGACCAUUAACAACAUUAAAAACAAAACAAAGUUUAAUUCAAAAUACCUAGUUUAGUGCUACAAUUUUACAAUAUUCUUGAAAUUUAAAUUUUUAGUCACAACUGCUGUCGUUUAUAUAAAUAGAAACACGUAACUGCUAAUAAGUAUAAAAGACACCAUGCAAAUCCCGUUGAACCCGGAGGAACUGGUAAUCCCUGAAAUCAAAUACGAAUAUCUAGACCACACAGCAGAUGUGCAACUUCACGCUUGGGGCGAAACUUUGAAGGAAGCCUUUGAACAAUGUGGAAUGGCGAUGUUCGGAUACAUGACGGAACUCUCCACGGUGGACAUUAAAACAUGCUACGAGAUAAAAACCGAUCCAACGGACGAUAUUGAUAAUCUACUCUUUCGAUUUCUGGACGAGCUACUGUUUCUCUUUUCAGCGGAACCUUUUCUAAUCGUAAAAAAAUUGGAAAUCACAAAGUUUGAUAUGGAAAAUUUCUACAUUGAAUGUCGAUGUUACGGGGAAGAGUUCGAUUUGGAGAAGCAUCCGCAGGGAACGGAAGUUAAAGCUAUCACCUACUCGGCCAUGCAGAUAUACCAACAGCCUGAGGCGGAUAAAAAUGAAGUUUUCGUUAUUAUAGAUAUUUAGCGAUUAAUGUACGGUUUGUAGAGGCCUGGUCCUUGAACAUCUGAGCCGUCUGUGUUCAGUUCUAUCAUUCAGCUCGUUUCGCUUCACAUCGCUUGGGCAAUAUUAGACCUCGUCAAACACGCUUGAAAUCCUAUGGGGGAAUAUGGAGGGAAACUAUAACUAGCUAUAACUUUUCAAGUACCUAGCACUCUAAAAAAUUACAAUUCAUAUUGCUUGUGGCCAGAGAUGCCAGAUACUUUUUUCAAAUGUCUGCAAAUACUAUUUUUAAAGUUUAGAAAUUACC